UUUAUUAACAAAAUCUCUGCUUCUUUUUUCCAUCUCUAACAAGGAACAAAAACCGAUCCAAAACAACCUCAAAAUCAAAGCUCAAGCCACCGUAAAACACCAAAAAAAAAAUCCAAACAUGGAUCAACAAGAGCACGAAGAACAACCACCAACAUCUCCGACAUCAUCAUCAUCAUCGUACACCUUGUUCUUAAAAAUCAUGAGCAAAAGAAAAACAUGGGUAUUCCUCUUCGUAUUAGUUUACGCUAUCCUUUUAGAUUCUUCAUGGAAUUUCCUCAAAUCCAUACUUUCUUGGUACCACCAAAACCAAGCCCGGUAUCAAUCACCCGGUUGGCCUGCCCUGUACGCUUCCGUCCUUCUCGGUGGGGUUUUUGGGUUGAUUUCUAUGGCUGCGGCGGUGGCUGUGGCGGUGCCGGCUACUAUGGUGACGUGGAUAACGGUGGUUGUUUUGCUUGCUUUCUUUGGGAAACCAAAACGGACGUUGGUGGCUGAAGGGAAGAAGAUUACUAGAGAGAUCGCCGGCUCCGUUUUGAAGACUUUGUUGACGGAAGGGAACGUCGUGGCUCUUGUUUGUGCCGUUUUGGGUUACUAUGUACUUGUGAGUAACAACAAUGGUGAAUGAUUUAAUUCUUUUUGGUUUAAUAUAUUGUUUGUUAUCUAAGUUUGGUUUAGUAUUCAAUUUAGUA
This is a messenger RNA of Gossypium raimondii (Peruvian cotton), 686 nucleotides long. RefSeq lists its product as uncharacterized. Lineage: Eukaryota; Viridiplantae; Streptophyta; Magnoliopsida; Malvales; Malvaceae. The transcript has a single exon. The coding region runs from base 119 to 622 and encodes 167 amino acids. The record is from RefSeq and is a predicted model, not a curated record.